Hibiscus syriacus is the source of this 2468-nucleotide messenger RNA. RefSeq names its product cyclic nucleotide-gated ion channel 4-like. Lineage: Eukaryota; Viridiplantae; Streptophyta; Magnoliopsida; Malvales; Malvaceae. Gene Ontology annotation, molecular function: monoatomic ion channel activity. The record is from RefSeq and is a predicted model, not a curated record. The coding region runs from base 76 to 2181 and encodes 701 amino acids. The transcript has 7 exons. Gene Ontology annotation, biological process: transmembrane transport; monoatomic ion transport. Gene Ontology annotation, cellular component: membrane.
UCUUCAAAACCUCAUAUGAAGAUCUCUCACUAGUCACGUAUACGUUUCUUUCUUUCUUGCUGAAUUCUCGAAUCUAUGGCGAGCGAACGGGAAAUUUCCUUUUCGCGUGGCGCUCAUGCGCCGUAUUUUACUGACGACGACGAUGACGACGAGGAAGAGAAGUUGGGAGAUACGGAAGAAGAAGAAUUGUUGGAGGAUGAGGUUGAGGAGGAAGAAGAAGAAGAGAGUUGGAGGGAUAGUCGGGGAUUGUUUUUAAUGUGUGGCGGCAGCGGCCGUCGGCGUAAAAUUUGGUCGCUAGGGCGAGUUUUGGACCCUAGAGCUAAAUGGGUUCAGGAAUGGAAUAGGGUUUUCCUCCUCGUGUGCGCAACGGGCCUCUUCAUGGACCCGUUGUUCUUCUACACCCUCUCGGUAAGCGACACGUGCAUGUGCCUGUUCGUCGACGGGUGGUUCGCCAUCACCGUGACGGCGCUCCGGUGCAUGACCGACGCGUUGCACGUGUGGAACAUGUGCCUGCAGCUCAAAAUGGUCAAGCGAUCGUCGUACGAUAAGAGAAGCGGAAGCGAGAGUGAAGAGGAGAGAGACGGGAGGCGAGAAAGAAGCAGCCGACCCCGUGGUGCGAAUGCACGCCACGUGGCAUUUAAAUACCUUAAAGCAACAAAAGGAUUCUUCUUCGAUCUCUUCGUAAUCCUACCCCUACCUCAGAUUGUACUGUGGGUGGCAAUUCCAUCAUUAUUGGAAAGAGGAUCGGUAACCCUAGUAAUGACGGUGCUGUUGAUAAUAUUCCUCUUCCAAUACCUUCCGAAGAUCUACCAUGCCGUUUGCCUCCUACGACGGAUGCAAAACCUUUCCGGCUACGUCUUUGGUACCGUCUGGUGGGGGAUUGCUCUCAAUUUGAUCGCUUAUUUCGUCGCUUCACAUGCAGCGGGAGCUUGCUGGUACUUGUUGGGGAUCCAAAGAUCGGCCAAGUGCCUGAAAGAGCAAUGUAGAGGAAUAGAGAAUUGUGACCUGAGGUUAUUGACUUGCAAAGAUCCAAUUUACUAUGGAACAAGAAGCAUGGUGAGGGAUGGAGCUAGGCUACUUUGGGCAGAAAACAAACAAGUGAGAAGCGCAUGCAUUGAAACCCCUGCUAACUAUGAUUACGGAGCUUAUAAAUGGACCGUUCAGCUCGUCAAGAACGACAGUCGUCUCGAGAAAAUACUUUUCCCCAUCUUCUGGGGUCUCAUGACUCUCAGCACAUUUGGGAACUUGGAGAGCACAACCGAAUGGCUGGAAGUUGUUUUCAACAUCAUUGUGCUUACCAGUGGACUUCUUCUCGUCACAAUGUUGAUCGGAAACAUUAAGGUGUUUCUGCAUGCAACAACGUCCAAGAAACAAGCGAUGCAGUUGAAGAUGAGGAAUAUAGAGUGGUGGAUGAGGAAGAGGCGCUUGCCUUCCGGGUUCCGGCAAAGGGUCCGCAACUACGAGCGGCAACGGUGGGCUGCGAUGCGCGGUGUCGACGAAUGUGAGAUGAUCCGAAACUUACCCGAGGGGCUCCGGAGAGAUAUCAAGUACCACCUCUGCCUGGAUUUAGUUAGGCAGGUACCAUUGUUUCAACACAUGGAUGAUUUGGUCUUAGAAAAUAUUUGUGAUCGUGUCAAAUCUUUAAUUUUCACCAAAGGAGAAAUUAUAACUAGAGAAGGUGAUCCGGUACAAAGAAUGCUGUUUGUGGUAAGGGGACAUCUCCAAAGCAGCCAAAUUCUUAGAGAUGGUGUGAAAAGUUACUGCAUGUUAGGCCCCGGAAAUUUCAGUGGCGAUGAGCUCUUAUCGUGGUGUCUACGAAGACCCUUCAUUGAAAGGCUCCCGCCAUCGUCUUCCACACUCAUAACACUCGAAACUACCGAGGCAUUCGGUCUUGAAGCCGACGAUGUCAAAUAUGUUACGCAACAUUUCCGCUAUACAUUCGUUAAUGAAAAGGUCAAGAGGAGUGCUCGGUAUUAUUCUCCGGGGUGGCGUACAUGGGGAGCGGUGGCGAUUCAAUUGGCUUGGAGGCGGUAUAAGCACCGGCUAACCCUCACAUCAUUGUCGUUCAUUCGGCCUCGGAGGCCAUUAUCUAGGAGUAAUUCAUUGGGGGAGGAGAGGCUCAGGCUUUAUACAGCUAUGUUGACUUCACCAAAGCCCAAUCAAGAUGAUUUUGAUUUUUGAAAAAGGUUUCAAACGAAGUUCCAUGGAGUUCCGAAGGUCCGGUAUUUCGGGUUAGCGCUCGUUCUGGUACCAUUUGAGAGGAACUCAAUCGGUUCGACAGUAGUGCAGUUUUGUUUUGGCUUUUAAAUGUUUGUAUAAUAUAUGUUGUAUCUUUCAAGUGAAAUUGGAAGGUUACCAAAGCAAAAAAUAAAUGAAGCAACCAGAGCAUUGUGUCACAAAUGAACCAAAAUCAGUUUCCCAGCAAUGCAUUGCCACUCACUUCCAUAUCUUCCAUCCAAUUCCUGCAU